Messenger RNA from Brassica napus (rape), 1518 nucleotides. RefSeq names its product phosphoglycerate mutase-like protein 1. The record is from RefSeq and is a predicted model, not a curated record. Gene Ontology annotation, molecular function: phosphatase activity. The coding region runs from base 367 to 1149 and encodes 260 amino acids. Gene Ontology annotation, cellular component: cytoplasm. The transcript has 10 exons. NCBI's taxonomy places the organism in Eukaryota, Viridiplantae, Streptophyta, Magnoliopsida, Brassicales, Brassicaceae.
GUUAAUUGAAUAAAUACAAGAAUACACAACUUAUAUAUUGUCUUAAAGUUUAACAUAUUAUCAAUUUAUAAAAUAGAAUAGAUAAAAUAUAACAUACGGAAAGGGGGAAUAAAAACGAACGGUGUAAAUUUUGGAGAAACAUUCGACCCACUACCCAGUCAAUUUAUCCAAAAAAAGAGACUCCCAUCCACUUCCAGUCAACACGGCAUUGACUUUAGUCAAGUCAUUUGACCUACGUCAAUACUUAAAAAGAGAGGCAAUUGAUACAAUUUCGAAGAAGUUUCUGUGCUUGUUGCAGGAAAAUGAGUUUUUAUGGUUCCAUGAAAGUGAGUAGAAGGAAUUGGAUCUAGAGGUGAGCACGUAUACAUGGAAUUGUGUGGAGUUCAGACGCUGCGCCGCUCAUCGCCUAAUUUCAAAACCCUUCAUUUGGUGAGACAUGCACAAGGAAUCCACAACGUAGAAAUAGAGAAAGGAGAAUUGACUGCUUUAUCUGGCAAGCUGUUUGAUGCCCAUCUCUCUCUAACGGGUAUUCAACAGGUUUCUGACAUGAGGAAAGAAAUCAGUAAAUCAGGAUUACUAAACACUGUCCAGUUAGUGAUUACCUCUCCACUGCGCAGGGCAAUGCAAACUUCAGUUGGAAUAUUUAGGGGACAAGAAGAUAUGAAUCAAUCCGAUAUCUUUCCAAAAGUUAACAACUCCCCUCCAAUUGUAGCACUUGAGAUUUGUAGAGAACGCAUGGGAUUAUAUCCGUGUGAUAAAAGAGAAAGUAUAAGUACCUAUCGCACUUAUUUCUCAGAGAUCGACUUUACAAUGAUAGAGAGUGAUGAAGAUGCUGAAUGGCAAGCAGAGGAGAGGGAAGACAUGGAAGAGGUUUCUGCUAGAGGCCUUCACUUUCUCAAAUGGUUAUGGGAGAGGCCGGAGAAAGACAUUGCAGUUGUUAGCCAUGGGAUAUUUUUGCAACAAACACUACGUGCGCUGCAUGAAAAAGUUGGCACACCUGUUGAAGAAAAUCAUCUUAAAAGGUUUGCCAACUGUGAACUACGGUCAAUUCGGCUCGAGAAGAGUGACAUGGAAGCAUAUACACUAACGCCUUACAAUAGUAGAAAAUACGUUACUCCACCUUCAACCUCCAUUCACACGUUUGAAUAGACAAGGCAUGCACAUGCAUGUGAAUUGUGUGUGUUUAUGUUUUCAUGCCAUAUAUGCACAUAACGCUUGAAUAUUGGAACGAGUAAAGCAUUACGUAGCUAAUAAAACCACCGCCGAUCAUCAUUUCGUCUAUCGUGGACAGGCAUAUGCCAUGCGUGUGAAACUCUUUCUUUUGUUAUUUCUGUUUUGUUUUCAUUAAUAAAGGUUAACUUCUUGUGAAUUUCUCUGUAUUCAUAUUUUUUUUACUUAAAUUGUUGUUGCUUAUUUUAACAAACAAGGUCUGUCUGUGUUUGUGGUUGUUGUCGAUUUUAUUUUAAAAACUAGGUUAAGACUCGCGCUUCGCGCAGGAUAAACAUUAUAUACAAAAUU